Danaus chrysippus (African queen) is the source of this 423-nucleotide messenger RNA. NCBI's taxonomy places the organism in Eukaryota, Metazoa, Arthropoda, Insecta, Lepidoptera, Nymphalidae. The record is from the annotation of a GenBank genome assembly.
AUGCACGCACCGGGGCCGCGCGGGGGUGAGGGCCGGCCGCGCGGGGGGAGGGGCGCGAGCGGAACGAGGCAAAGUGAAUGUCCUCCGGCAGCACGUGGAGGCCCGCACCGCGGUUUCGAACAGAUAGUGCGGCGGUGGGCCUCCACGUGUUUGGGCCAGCGACCCCGUAUCCGCACUCUGCCGCGCCCCGCUCACCCCGCCUCACCCCCGCUCGCGCCCUGCUCCCACUUUCGAUGGGGAGUGCGAACAAUCGAGCGGCGUGAGGGUGCGAGGCGCGAGGGUGCGGGGGUGCGCGCGGAGGGUGCGGGGGGUGCGCCGACACGCGCUGCAGCCGGUCAGCGAACGUUCGUGUCCGCGGUGAUGAGGCCCCCGGCGCGUGCGGCUCGCGCCCGAUUCAACCUUCCUCAACGCGACCGCCGCUGA